This is a messenger RNA of Dermatophagoides pteronyssinus (European house dust mite), 775 nucleotides long. RefSeq names its product mitochondrial import inner membrane translocase subunit Tim29. Gene Ontology annotation, cellular component: TIM22 mitochondrial import inner membrane insertion complex. The record is from RefSeq and is a predicted model, not a curated record. Gene Ontology annotation, biological process: protein insertion into mitochondrial inner membrane. Lineage: Eukaryota; Metazoa; Arthropoda; Arachnida; Sarcoptiformes; Pyroglyphidae.
GGCCAUUGAUAAUUUGAUUAAAUCGAUGAUGAUUGUUGUUGAAAGAAUUUUUGCGCAAAAAAAAAAAUUCGAAUUUUUUUUCAUUACGUACAUUCUGAACGAGUUACCUUUCAGCUGGAAUUCUUUAAAAAUUCGAUUAAAACAAAUUCAACAUGACGAUUAUGUUACAGAUAAAUGGCCUGAAAUCACGAAUAUCGUUGAUUACAAAACGUUUUAAAUUACCUGAACGUUUAAAAGGUGGAAUGAUUGAAAAUUCAAUAAAUUAUUUACGUAAUGUUGGUAAUGAUUAUAAACAUGUUUAUCUUGAAACAUUACAAGAUAUUCGAAAACGACCAUUAAAAGCAUCAAUUAUCGGUACUAUAUUAAUAUCCGGUGGUUAUUGUAUACAACAUAAUCCAUCAUUUGAUGAUUUUCAAAUGGAAUUAAUUGAUUCGAAUAAUCGUCUUUCACGUGUACCAUCAACUAUACGAAAUGAAAAAUCUUGUCAAUAUGUUCAUCGUUUAUUUCGUAUGAAUGAUAAACAAAUAUUACGUUAUCAAUCAUUUGGUCUAUUUUCAAUCAUCUAUAUUUCUGAUCAAUCAAUCGAUAAUUGUUUAUUUAAAUAUCAAUGUCGAUAUAUAAAACCUGAAUGGCGUACUUUUUUCACUGAACGUUUUGUUGAUAUAGGUUUUGUCGAUAGAUUUCAUUACCUUGAUUAUAAAAUGAAUGAUUAUGAUGUUAAUCAUAAGGAAUUUGAACAAAAAUUAAUUGAAUAAAAUUUUUUAUUUAUUUAAAA